AGACGACAAGACAAGAUCGGCUCCUUCCUCAUCGUCUCGUCGCCGCGUUUUGUUUUUUUUCCCCCAUUAAAUAGCUUUUAGUCUUUUUACUCGGUGAGUACCUUUCAUCUGACACUUUUUCUCUUUUCUUGUUGCUGUUGUUGAUCCGGUUGUGUGCAUGGCGCUUCUAAAGAGAGAGAGAGAAGCCAAGCUGGGAUGCUGAGUGCUCGUCUUGUGGAAUCCUUUUUUUUUUUGGAGCCAUCUUCCGGUUCUUGUCUUGAUCGCGGCUUCUUUCUUUGCGUUCUUUUUCAGUUUUGUGCAUAAAAAAAACAACAACACUUUUUGAUUUUGCAGCGCCUGAGAAUGGGACUUUGCUGGAGUUCGUGUAAAUGAAAGGCCCUGCUGCAGGUCUAGGAUGACCGGGAAGAGCCAGACCAGCAACGUGACCAACAAGAAUGACCCACGCUCGCUCAACUCCCGCGUCUUCAUCGGCAACCUCAACACGGCGCUGGUGACCAAGGCCGACAUUGAGGCCAUUUUCGCCAAGUACGGCAAGAUAGCGGGCUGCUCCGUGCACAAGGGCUAUGCCUUCGUCCAAUACGCCAGCGAAAGGAACGCCAGGGCGGCCGUGGCCGGGGAGAACGCCAGAGUCAUCGCGGGACAAUCACUAGAUGUCAACAUGGCGGGCGAGCCCAAGCCAUACAGGCCCAAGAUGGCCACCAAGAGGCCGCUGGCGUCCCUCUACAGCGGCUACGAGUUUGACUACGACUACUACAGAGAUGACUUCUACAGCAGACUCCUGGAGUACCACGGCCGCGUGGUGCCGCCCACCCGGGCCGUGAUCCCCAUCAAGCGCUCCCGGGUGCUGGUGCCGUCCGCACGCAGAGCCAAGUCCUCCUUCCCCGCCAGGGCCUGCUCUUCCUCCUCUUCUACUUCCUCCUCCUCAUCUCGAGCGCUAAUUGUCGGCUCGUCUCUCACCGCCUCCAAACUGAAAGCAGAGCAGCUACUCACCAUCAAAAAAGACCUGGCGCAGAUCAAGACCAAGAUCGACUCCCUGCUGGGGAGGCUGGACAAGCUGGAGAGGCAACAUCGCUGCGAUGCUGCAGACAUGCAGAGGAAACACGAUGAGGCGUACGAGUGUCACCGUGGCGACCAAGCAGACCACUCCGCCAGAGAGGACCAGGCGGAAACGGCCGAGGCGGAGGCGAUGACGGACGGCGGGGAGGAUUACCUGGAAGACGAGGGCGCGGGCGACGCGAUGGAGAACCACAUAUCAGAUAUCGACAACUGAGAGCGAGGUAAAAAAAAAAUGGAAGCCUGCAGUGUGCCUCGGCCAUCUUUGAAGGAAAGCAACAAAGAAGCGACUCCUUUAUGUCUUUGCCUCAUUCAACAGCAAAAAAAAAAAAGAAGGCAAUUAGUUUGUCACUCAAACUGAUGCUUUGGAAUGUUUUCAAGUGCACGGAGCUGUGGAUCGACGCUCAAUGAUACAACAUACAGUACAUGCUACACGGUACACGGUACACAGUACACAGUGUGCAGUAGUGUGUGCUGCAGCCUCCAUGGUGUGUAUUGUAAGUGGCAACCAUGGCCGACCCCCUCCUUUGUUGUACGUUGAUGAAUGUAAGACAACAUAUUUCAUUCUUAUGUGCUUAGGAGGAAAAAGUCCUACAUUUGCUAGGAAAAAACUGCGUAACUAUGAGAAUAAUGUAAGAAAAAAAGUCAAAAUAUUACAAAAAUAAAUGUACUAUAAACACAAUGACUUUUCUCAUAAAUCUACAACCUUUUUUCUUGGAAAUUUAUUUUCCUACAUUUUUUAUUUUAUUUUACUCCAUUCUCGUACAUCUAUGUAUACCUUUUUUCCCUAAAUGUACAACCUUUUUUUUUGUAAAUGUACAACUUUAUUCAUUUACAUUUUUUACAUUUACCAGAAUAAAGUUGUAUAUGUACAAGGAAAAAAACUUCCACCUUCAUGAGAAUAAAUAUUACAUGAUGGCGUGUAAUAUGGGGACUUUUUCCACGGAAAUUCACGACAUUAUUGUCGUACAUUUCAGACUUUUUUUCUUGUAAAUUUCUAAAUUAUUUAUCCUAAAUUCACGACUUGAUUCUUCUACACAAUUUAAAAAAAAAAUGAGAUUAAAGUCAGGCGUUUUGAGAAAAAAGGUCAUCAAUUGACAAGAAUAAAUUUGUACAUUUAGGAGAAAAAACGUUGUAAAUUCACGAGAAUAAAGUUGUUCACGUACAAAACAAAGUUGUCCACUUAUAAGAAAAAGUCAAACAAAGUCGUAGAUUUCUAUAUCACAAGAUAACAUGUAAUAUUUUGUCUUUUUCUACAUUUAUUUACAACAUUUUUCUCCCAAAUGUACGUCUCUUUCUUGUAUAUUUUCACAUUUAUUAUCAGAUUUUUUUUUUGUAAAUGUACGACUUUAUGUUCAUAAAUGUACUACUUUUUUUCUUGUAAAUUUCCAAAUUAUUUCUCGUAAAUUCACGACUUGAUUCUUGUGCACAAUUUUUUUUUUUUUACGAGAUUAAAGUCAGAAGUUUCAGAAAAAAAAAUUAACAAGAAUAAAGUUGUACAUUUAGGAGAAAAACAAGUUGUAAAUUCACAAGAAUAAAGUUGUUCUUGUACAAUACAAAGUUGUACACUUACAAGAAAAAGUCAAACAAAGUCGUAGAUUUCUAUAUCACAGAAUAACAUGUAAUAUUUUUUCUUUUUCCAUGUUUAUUUACAACAUUUUUCUCCUAAAUGUAUGCUUUUUUUCUUGUAUAUUUUCACAUUUAUUAUCAGAUUUUUUUUUGUAAAUGUACGACUUUAUUUUCAUAAAUAGAAGCAAGUAUUAGGGCCACAUUGACAACAAAAUAAUGUGAGCUUUCCAGAAGUCAUACAUUUCUAAACAACAAAAAAAUAAUAAUGUAAUGAGUUUAUGAGGAAAAAAUUUGCAAUUUGAUGAGAAUAAAGUCGUACAUUUAGCACAUAAAAGCUUUAAAUUUACGAGAAUUAAGUUGUCAAGUUACAAAAAAAACUAAAUUAAUAAGUCACAAAUAUCCACAUGCCUUUUUCCAUGUACGUUUACAACAAUUGUUUCCUAAAUGUACGCCUUUUUUUUCUUGUAAUUUCUUGUAAUUUUUCUUGUAAUUUCCACAUUUAUUCUAUACAUUUACAAAGUGGUAUAUUUACGUGAGAAAAAUGGUCAUUUGACAGGAAUGAAGUGACAAAAGUGGUAAAUGUAGGAGAAUAAAGUGUUGAAAACAAUGAAUGUAAGAGGAACAAAAUGUAUUUCAUGAUGAUGUGCUUUGUGGUUUUGUCUCCUUCCACACGCAUACUUUGUACUUUGUGUUGCUGAAAGAUAUGUGAUAUUUUCUAUUUUGUAUUUGUGGCUUUAUUUUGUUAU
Messenger RNA from Doryrhamphus excisus (bluestripe pipefish), 3368 nucleotides. NCBI's taxonomy places the organism in Eukaryota, Metazoa, Chordata, Actinopteri, Syngnathiformes, Syngnathidae. The record is from RefSeq and is a predicted model, not a curated record.